Molecule: messenger RNA, 895 nt
Organism: Bombyx mandarina (wild silkworm)
Lineage: Eukaryota; Metazoa; Arthropoda; Insecta; Lepidoptera; Bombycidae
Product: circadian clock-controlled protein daywake
Biological process (GO): multicellular organismal reproductive process
Source: RefSeq, a predicted model, not a curated record
CAAUAUAUAGCAGUCGAUGUCGCCGCUGCAUCCAGUUCUGAUUACGGCUUUAUUUGUAGAACUUUGAUUUUGAAUUAUUAUUUUUUUAAUCAACAUUUGAAAUGAAUUUCCACAUGUCUGUUUAUGGUAUUACGUUAAAUAUUCUUCUAUUUUUUUUCCGCAGCGGCUCAACAAAAUUAGCACCUGACUACAUACAUCCAUGUAACGACACGUCCAGCGAAUGCUUAGUGAAGGCAACCCAGGACGCGGUUCCGCAUUUCGUAAGGGGUAUUCCCGAACUUGACAUUCCGACAUUAGACCCGUUCGUGAUCGAGGAGCUGUCCAUACCGUUGAGCGGUGUCAAAGUCACCUUCCUUCAAGGAAAAGUAUCUGGAUUUAAAAACUGCAUAGUCGAUAAUGUUAUAUCGGAAUUAGAUAAACGACAUUUCGUGCUCCAAUUUCACACUAAUUUAACGAUCAAAGGACAAUAUACAGCUGUGGGAAGACUGUUAUUAUUCCCAAUAAACGGAGAGGGUGAUGCCACGAUAAAAUUAACUAACCUGAGGAUGAAAGUAGACAUCAACACCAAAUAUAUAAAAGGCAAAAACGGACUUCAUCACUUCGGAUUGAGAAACUACAAAUACACCUUCGAUUACGGUGACCGGGUUUCCUUUGAUUUGCAGAACAUAUUCAAAGAGAGCAAACAACUUAGUGACACUGUAUUAAAUUUCCUGAAUGAAAACUGGAAAACCGUUGCGGAAGAGUUUGGGAAGCCCAUCGUGGAUUACGCCGUAGAACUGGCUAUCAAUACCAUUAAAAAAUUCUUCCUAGCUGUCCCCUACGAAGAACUUAUCAACGUUCCGAUACCUAUAUAACAUAAGAAUAGUAUUUAAAAUAAAAUAUUUUUUUACGUUUU